Staurois parvus is the source of this 291-nucleotide messenger RNA. Lineage: Eukaryota; Metazoa; Chordata; Amphibia; Anura; Ranidae. The record is from the annotation of a GenBank genome assembly.
AUGCUUGAUACAGAAAACAAACGUCUUGCAGAUAAUCUUUCUACAAAAGUAACACGGCUCAAAUCUCUUGCAUUGGAUAUUGACAGAGAAGCUGAUGACCAUAACACGUAUUUGGAUGGAAUGGAUUCAGACUUCAUGAGUGUGACUGGACUUUUGAGUGGCAGUGUCAAGCGGUUCACAGGAAUGGCUCGUUCUGGAAGAGAUAAUCGCAAGCUCUUGUGUUAUGUUUCGGCUGGUCUUGUAGGAUUGUUCUUCUUGCUGUACUUUCUAGUGUCCCGAGCCAGCACGUGA